Molecule: messenger RNA, 2906 nt
Organism: Rhineura floridana
Lineage: Eukaryota; Metazoa; Chordata; Lepidosauria; Squamata; Rhineuridae
Gene: RECQL
Product: RecQ like helicase
Exons: 15
Coding region: 340-2310 (656 amino acids)
Biological process (GO): double-strand break repair via homologous recombination; DNA replication
Cellular component (GO): cytoplasm; chromosome
Molecular function (GO): 3'-5' DNA helicase activity; nucleic acid binding; ATP binding
Source: RefSeq, a predicted model, not a curated record
CGCGGUGGAGGAUGAUGCUGACGAUGACUACGCGGCCUGAGCGCGCGGAGACACGCUCCUCCCGCCAGACUGAGGGUGGCCUAAGAGAGAGAGAAGCGGGGCCAAUCCGGAAAGAGCGGGGCCCGCAGGUGAUUGGCUGCGGAAAGCAGGAAGUGGGACCUCGAGAAAAGGCGGAGGAAGUGGCAGGCUGGAGCUUUUUGGUGUUGGAUGGGAGAGGAAGGCGGAGCUACUCAGUCCCCGGUCGUGGAGAGAUGAGCGGUCCUGGGCUUCAGAAAGAAAUGAAUAAAGAAUUGUUGUGGUCAGUAUUUCAGUAAACGAGGAGCCUUUUUGACUUCAAAUAUGACGACAACCCUUUCAGUGCUGCAGGAGGAAUUAGCAUCUGUUAACAGUGAACUGCAGGUGCUGGAGAUCCAGGUACAAGAACUUCUUGAACGUCAACAGGAGCUUAUUCAGAAGAAGACGGUGCUAAAAAAGAAAAUAAAACAGUUUUCUGACACUGAGAGUGGGAGCAGCAAAGAGACUGAAUCAGCAGCUGAAGACUGGAACAAGGAAGAUUUUUCUUGGUCCACAAAUGUCAGAGAUGUGUUGCAAAAUAACUUUAAGCUCCAAAAAUUUAGGCCUUUGCAAUUGGAAACAAUCAACGUUACAAUGGCUGGAAGGGACGUGUUCCUUGUCAUGCCUACUGGUGGUGGGAAAAGUCUGUGUUACCAGCUGCCAGCAGUAUGUGCUGAUGGCUUCACGCUUGUGAUCUGUCCCCUGAUCUCACUAAUGGAGGAUCAGCUAAUGAUGCUGGACCAGCUGGGAGUUUCUGCAACUUUACUAAACGCCUCAAGCAGCAAGGAACAUGUGAAGUGGGUUCAUGCUGAAAUGCUGUCUCACAGUUCGCAGCUGAAGCUCAUUUAUGUGACCCCGGAGAAGAUUGCGAAAAGCAAGAUGUUUAUGUCAAGGCUGGAAAAGGCUUAUCAAGCAGGAAGGCUUGCACGUAUUGCGGUGGAUGAGGUCCAUUGCUGCAGUCAGUGGGGGCACGACUUCAGGCCUGAUUACAAGUUGCUUGGUAUCUUAAAGCGGCAAUUUCCCAGUGCGCCAUUGAUUGGCUUGACAGCGACUGCGACAAGCCAUGUUCUGCACGAUGCUCAGAAAAUUCUUUGUGUUCAGAAGUGCAUCACCUUCACAGCAUCAUUUAACCGGCCCAACCUGUAUUAUGAGGUUCGACAAAAACCAUCAGCUGCUCAGAAUUUCAUUGAGGAUGUUGUUAAACUCAUCAAUGGAAGAUACAAAGGCCUUUCAGGGAUUAUCUACUGCUUUUCCCAGAAGGAUGCUGAACAGGUUACUAUGAGUUUACAGAAACUGGGGAUUAAAGCAGGCAGCUACCAUGCAAACAUGGAACCCAAAGAUAAGAGCAAAGUUCACAAGCGGUGGUCUACCAAUGACAUUCAGGUUGUAGUGGCCACUGUUGCCUUCGGCAUGGGAAUUGAUAAACCAGAUGUGAGGUUUGUAAUUCACCAUUCAAUGAGCAAAUCCAUGGAGAACUAUUACCAAGAGAGUGGGCGUGCAGGUCGGGAUGACCAGAAAGCUGACUGCAUCUUAUAUUAUGGCUUUGGGGACAUUUUCAGAAUCAGCUCAAUGGUGGUGAUGGAAAAUGUAGGGCAACAGAAAUUGUAUGACAUAGUUUCCUAUUGCCACAACAUGAGCAGGUGUCGUCGAGUCCUGAUAGCGCACCACUUUGAUGAGGCAUGGGACUCUGCCAACUGUAACAAAAUGUGUGAUAAUUGCUGCCGAGAGGAAACAUUUGAGACGAUGGAUGUGACGGGGCACUGCAGGGAUCUUGUCAAGAUUUUAACACAAGUGGACCAAAUGAAAGAGAAGUUUACUCCUCUGAAACUGAUUGAUGCCUGGCUAGGGAAGGGUUUGUCAAAACUGGGAGUAGAUGUUGUUCCUUCCAAGCUUCCACGUGAUGCUCUGGAGAGAAUUGUUGCCCAUUUGAUACUACAGCAGUACCUGAAGGAAGACUUCAGUUUUACAGCAUUUGCAACAAUAUCCUAUGUGAAGAUAGGACCUAGAGCUGUUCUUCUGAAAAAUAAGGCACAUGUUAUCACAGUGCCAAGGAUACUAAGCAAAAACAGUAUUGCUAAUAAGCAGGUCAAAUCUCCUCCAUUAUCCAGUCCAGGAAGCUCUGUAGGAAAGAAAAUGGAUGUUGUGCGUAAAAAACAGGUAAGCGAACAUAAACGGCCACGUUCUGAAAACCGCAUCCAAGCAAAAAAGAUUAAAAUUGAAGAAGAGGAAGAUGAGCUGGUGUUAAUGGACGAUUAGGAAGAUGGAUUCCUAGACAUCUUGUACUACUUAUAAUUUGUCAGUAUAAAGGACGGUCCAAAGUGCAGUUUUUUUACUUCCCAACUCCAUAAUAAAUUGGGGCUACAAGAAAUGCCACAAAAACAAGAGCACUACAGGGAGAAGUGAUUAAAGAAACAACAAGUCAACCACGUAUGUAGGUAGUAGCUGAAAAGAGUCAUUUUUGGCAGAGGACGCAUUUUGGAUUUUUCUUAAUUUUCAUAUGUACGAUAUAGGAUAAUAGAACAUGCGGUGAGGGAUUGAAAAUAUGGUGAGACAUAAGACACUUACAUAACCUCUGCCUGGACAGUGCUGGUUGCCAGAUGAAACUACAUAGCCUCCAUCUGAAAAGAACUGUGACUUUUUUACUUAUUACCUACUUAAAAUGCAAUCUGCUCCAAUGAAGAUACCCAGAAGUACAGGCCAAAGCUUGACUUUUCCCCUCACCUUCCUUGGCAUAAACUUUCUUGUAAAGACAACUUUAUCUAUGGUUUUAUACUUGACACAGUUGUAAGAUUUGGUUCUGUAUUUUUAAUGAAUAAAAUGUUACGUCAAAAAAAAAUGCACAUCAAGCAUAU